Messenger RNA from Somion occarium, 961 nucleotides. The record is from the annotation of a GenBank genome assembly. Lineage: Eukaryota; Fungi; Basidiomycota; Agaricomycetes; Polyporales; Cerrenaceae.
AAACAACAUGCCUGGUUCAUGCACCGUUCGCCGGACUGCAACCAGCAAAUGACCAUAAACUCGAAAUGUUACGAACUUGAACACAAUUCGCCGUACGGUCCGUCGGCAGUAGUCCGCAGCGUUAUCGCAGCAGAUCCUAGGAAACAGUCUGCCGUUGUAGGGGAGCUGAUGCCUGUCCUUUCGCUUUCGGUGCUUCCGUGAACCUUCUCUGCAGCAGUCAUGGCAUCCAGGUGAUUCUAACGGAAAGAUGUCGGCCCACGCCAGGCUGCAAAGUCAAAACUGAGACGCGCAGAUAUAUAAGGCGCGAUCCUGGACGGGAUAUCACUUAUCAGACCCUUGAGAUACCCCCAACCUGAGCGAUACGGCUAGUUGAACAAUGAGUUUCAAAGACCGGAAGGGUACAUUUUCUUUUGACGAAGCUACGGCCGGAAGAGGCAUCCUCCCGCAAUUGAAUGAAUGGGCCAACGGUCCAAUGGUUCAAUUUCAGGUGGAGCGCAUUGGGGGACAAGAUCACGUUCCGGAUUUCAAGGCAACGCCAAUCUACAAUGGAGAAGUAUUGGAAGAUUGUAUUUGUGUCGGCCCAUCUAAGAAGAAGGCAAUCGAGAGGGCAGAGGCUGCAGUUAUUGAAACUGGUCGACAAACGAGGGCCACAUUGACAUGGAAGGUCGUACGCACCGGGGGAGAAGCACACAGGCCAUCAUUCACCGCCUACCCCAUCUGGAACGACGAACACCUGACCGAAUACACGGGCAUCGCCAAUUCUAAAAAGGAGGCGAUGGAGGAUGCCGCCGCUGCCAUGGCCGCUAGCGGACAUUGCUGAGAUGAACUUGAGCCGUUCUACUCUUGUCAUCUGCGAAAUCUGGACCGUUUGGAAGUAAGUAGUCAAGCGAUGGUAGUCCCGAUACGAAAUGUAGUUGCAGUCGUUGCAUCUAUACACCUGGAAUAAUGGUCGAUGUUUUGC